Molecule: messenger RNA, 5257 nt
Organism: Cotesia glomerata
Lineage: Eukaryota; Metazoa; Arthropoda; Insecta; Hymenoptera; Braconidae
Gene: G9a
Product: histone-lysine N-methyltransferase EHMT2
Exons: 9
Coding region: 370-4446 (1358 amino acids)
Cellular component (GO): nucleus
Molecular function (GO): histone methyltransferase activity; protein-lysine N-methyltransferase activity; p53 binding
Source: RefSeq, a predicted model, not a curated record
CCUGAGAAAUCAAUAUGGCCUCCGUGCCGUGGUCGGGGCACGCGAGUUGGUAAUAUUUUUCAUAAAUUUUUCAACAAAAACACUAUUGUAUUAAUUUAUAAAAAUUAGUUAGAUUUAUCAAGUAGACAUUAUUGAAGAAACAUACAUUUUUAUUUAAUUAGUUAGGUAGUAAUUUAUCGAGAAGGCUGAAAAUAAAUAGUGAACUGCUGCCGAAGAGCGAUGACUGAAGCCGAUUUAUAUUUUUGUUAUAAAUAAAUAAUAAAAAUGUACGUAUUAAUAAAAUAAAUUUUGUAUUUGUGAUAGGUAAUGUGCGGUGUAAAUUAGUCCGUUGAAGAUGUUGCUUGGCUGACAUUGUUAAAAAACUAAAAAAUGUCCGAAGAAAAAGAUAUGAGUAAGGAGGGUUGUCCGGAAGAAGAGCUUGAGGAUGAUGAUAUGGCGACUAUAAAUGCUGUAGGUGAUAAAGUUAGUAUACAAAAAAUAUUAGAAGGCAUGACCAAUGAGUUUAAUCGAAGUAUUCAUAACAAUUCAGCUGCUAAGAGUAUUGAGGAACAGCAACAAGACGAUACUAGUUCUAAGAUCGGUACUGAUGCUGAGUAUUUAGAUGAAGAGGAUAUUAAUAAUGAUAAUGACGAUGAUAAUGAUCAAAGUAAUGAUAUUGCUCUAGACAAAGAGUCUGAGUCGGUGGAUAUUAAUAGUAUUAACGCUGAAGAUCAUCAGCAGAUUGAUGAAGAUCGGCAAGAACAAGAAGAAGAACAAGAAGAACAUGAAGCUGAUGUUGAAGCUGAAGCUGAACCUGAAGCUGAACCUGAACCUGAACCUGAAGCUGAAGAAGAAGAAGAAGAAGAAGAAGAAGAAGAAGAAGAAGAAGAAGAAGAGGAAGAAGUGGGACUGGUUGAGAGCCUUGAAGAUCCGGAAAUUAUUGAGUUGCCUCGAGCUGAAACCAAAAAGGAUAACAUUCCAAGAAUUGUUUUGACCUUUAGGACGAUUGAUGAGACGACCAAUGACGGCAGGAAGACUAAAAUAUCUAGUUGCGCUUCUAAUUUAAGCUUAGUACCGGAUGAACUUAGUAAUUGUGAUCAAAUUGGCGGCGUCUCGGUUAAGAUUGAACAUUCAGAUGAUCAUUCUGAUGUUGUUGAAAAGUCAGAUGUUGAAGAGAACAAUGAUGAACAUGACGAAGAGGUCAAGUCGGAUUGCAAUGACAAAGAUCAAGAGCAAGAGCAGCAAGCCGAGGUGAUUAAUUAUGAUAAUUUAGUUGAUGCUGUCGUUGAAAAUGAAGAAACUGAAGUUCAAGCUGAAGAGCUAGCAGAGAAGCCCGCUGAAGUUAAUUCAGUUGAUGACACUGUGAGAAGUGAUCCUUCAAUUGAAGGAUUACUUGAAGGAGAAAUAGCUUCAAUUGAAUCUGCAGCGGUAGUUGAUCAAGAGAAGAAAGACCAAGAAGACCAAGAAGGAUCUAAUGUUGCUACUGGUGAUAAUCAGGCACCCUCGACGAGAAAACGGAGGAGAAGGACGAGAUUUAGAGCUUUUAGUGACUCGACUGAAGAAACACCUAGUCUAAAACGAUCCGCGCGCCGACUUUGUAAGGAAUCUGGCAAGAGUACGGUUUUAGAAAGUGCCAUGGCGAUUAAAGAAAAGUCUUAUUCUACCGAGGAGAAUAAAAAACGAAAAUACACUAAGCCAGGUCGGCCUAGACGGGCUAAUGUUAAGGAAGUUAAAGUUGUUAACUCUUAUACUGAGCACAAUAAUUAUUCUGACAAUUCUAUUAAUGAUUCUAAAGUCUCCAGUCCGGGAGAUAGUACUGCCAAUGAUGCAUCGUUAAUUGAAGAUCCACAAAAUUCGUCAGUUGAGUAUGAGGGUAUGCCUAAACUGUCGCCUAUGGUUAAAGAUUCGCCGGCAAAGAUCGAAACUGUUGACGAUACCUCGGCUUCGGAUGUUGAUAAACCGUUUUUGAAACCUGCUGGGAGAAAGAAGGACCGUGGAAGGCCUAGGAAUAAUAGCUAUGUUAGGAAAAUUAUUAAAAAUGAUUCUUUUGAAGAUGGAUCUUCAGUUGCAGAAGCUGGAAAAAAUAAUGACUAUCCAGAAGAAUAUCACGUCCCAAUGAAAAGAACUCGCAGAACUAUGGUGCCAAGUCCCAGUCCAGCUGAGGGACAAGCAUCAAAACCAGAAUCAUCAGCAGUAUUUAGUGAGACUUAUGAACAAUCGAUGAUAUGUUUGUGUCAAGUGAGAUCGCAGCUAUACGUAACGAUAACAGGAUCAGGAACGCCGCUAUUUUGUACAGCGAUAGAUUCAAUAGACAACAGAUUAAUAGGAUGUUGUAAUGAAGUAGAUGGCAAUGACGUAGCAAUGAGACGGCCGAGUACACGAGUACCAUUCAUUAUUUUAUGCUGUGCUCAUAAAGAACGUUUAUUACGUCACAAUUGCUGUCCGUCGUGUGGUUUAUUUUGUACUCAAGGUAAAUUUGUACAAUGUAUAAACGGACAUCAAUUUCAUCGUGACUGCGAAGUUUACGUCAACAAAAAACCUGUUUGUCCUCACUGUGCCAAUGAGACGUCUAAUGUCGACGUUUUGAUAACUAUGACAGGAUCUCGUAAGCCUGUUUAUAUUCCAACAAGGAGAAAAUUUUCAAAACUUCCCUCUGCGAAGAUGAGUUUGCCUGGUAAGGGUGAUAACACUAAACUCGCGGAAAGACCACCGAGUCCUUUGGUCAAGCCGGAGGAUAUUAAGAUACCUGAAGUCACUGUGAAUACCAACGAACGUUCAGAGCGAUUUACUAUAAUAAGUCUUUAUACUUCUGUUAAAAAUGGCGAUUUAGAUAAAUUAGUCAAUGUUUUAGCUUGUGGUUAUAAUGCUAAUCACCCAUUUCGUGAGUACUCACAUCGUACAGCGCUUCAUAUAGCUGCCGACCGCGGUCACUUGGGAUGUGUUCAUGCGCUGGUUCAAGCUGGUGCUCAAUUAGAUGUUAUGGAUAAGAAUCAAUUGACACCUUUGAUGCUAGCCGCAAUGGAAGGAAAGACUGAAAUUGUACGUUAUUUAGUACGUGUUGGUGCUGACGUUACGCUUAAAGGAGAAGAUGGUAUGACUGCUUUACAUAUGGCCGCUAAGUCUGGACAUCUUGAGUCCUGUAAGAUUAUUUUGUCUGAAUGUAAAGUGCCUAGGACUUUAGUAGAUUCUGUUGAUGAUGGUGGAUGGACGAGUUUAAUUUGGGCUUGUGAAUUCUGUCAUACAGACGUAGCACGAUUUUUAAUAGAGAAAAAAUGUGAUCCUUUGAUAAGAGACGCCGAACAAAAUAUAGCCUUGCACUGGAGUGCUUAUAGCGGUAGUUCUGAGAUUACAGAGAUGUUAUUGAACGAAGAGUGCGAUGUCAAUGCUGUUAAUGUUCACGGUGACACGCCGUUACAUAUAGCAGCACGACAGGACCAGUAUGCUGUUAGCGUUUUGUUGUUAGCACGCGGUGCCAAAGUAUCAGAAGUUAAUGCUGCUGGAGAGACGGCUAUAAAUUGCUGCACGACUGAUGGUGAUACUAUGGCAGCGUUGAGAUUAAAUGCCAAAGUUAUUGAAUUGUCGGAGAAUAUGUGGGAAAAAACAACAAGAAUUCUUACUAAUGAUAUUUCUCGUGGUAAAGAAUCAAAUCCUAUACAGUGUGUUAAUGGGUUUGAUUCAGAGGAUAAGCCAACAGAUUUUUUGUAUGUGGUGGAAAAUUGUUUUACAAGUAAUAUUAAUGUUGACAGAACAAUAACUUCGUUGCAGUCCUGUCACUGCGAAGAUAAUUGUAGCUCGGAAAAAUGUCUUUGUGGUAAUAUUAGUUUAAGAUGUUGGUAUGAUGAAGAAGGAAAACUAAUUCCGGAGUUUAAUUAUGCUGAUCCACCAAUGUUAUUUGAGUGUAAUCAAGCCUGUGCUUGCAAUAGAAUAACGUGCAAUAAUCGUGUAGUUCAACAUGGAUUGACUCAGCGAUUCCAACUAUUUAGAACGAAAGGGAAAGGAUGGGGUCUAAGAAGUUUGCGCCAUAUACCUAAGGGUAGUUACGUCUGUGAAUAUGUCGGGGAAAUAAUAUCUGAUUCCGAAGCUGAUCAUCGUGAAGAUGAUUCUUACCUUUUUGAUUUGGAUAAUCGAGAUGGAGAGACUUAUUGUAUUGAUGCAAGGCGAUAUGGUAAUCUAGCACGUUUUAUAAAUCAUUCAUGUGCUCCUAACUUACUUCCAGUACGUGUUUUCGUUGAGCAUCAGGAUUUACAUUUUCCUAGGAUAGCGUUUUUCGCAAAUCGUAAUAUUGAAGCUGACGAAGAACUCGGAUUCGAUUAUGGAGAAAAGUUUUGGAUAAUAAAAUAUAAAUCAUUCACAUGUACAUGUGGUGCAUUAAGUUGUCGAUACUCGGAGAAAACAAUCCAAGUGACGUUAGAUAAUUACAGAAAAAAAAUCCAACAAGAAGAGAUAUUAGCUGGCCAAUUAAAUUAAAUAUAUAUUAAAACUAAAUAAUAUAUUUUAUUUUAUUUAUUUAUAUUUGAUCGCGUCGAUCUCAACGAAUAGAUUUUUUAUUGACUAUUAUAAUAGUAAUUAUUUACGAAAUAAUAUUAUUUAGAUAAAUCCGAAGCAGGUACAAAGAAUCAAAGAAUUUGUUGAGUCGUAUAUUUAUUAAAUAUAUUUAUCAUGUCAUAUUGAUGCAGCUUAUUGGUUGCAAUUAUUAUUUUUUAAUCAAUGAACAAUUUACUGAAUUUUAUUUAAUUAUGGUUUGACAAAUUAAAAGUUGGUAAUGCAUUUGUUUUAGUUUUAAAAUAUUUAAAAGAUAGAAAAAUAUUCAAUUGAAAUUAUAGAUGUUAAUUUACUUAACUGACUGAAAAAAUAGAUAAAAGUCAAUCAUUUAAGGAGUAAUUGAUAGCGCUGUCUUGCAUUUAAAAUGUCAUUUUUUUUGUUUAAGAGUUUACUCUUAAUUAUGCUCUUAAUUUUAAAAAAAUAGAACUUAUUUAUAUUUAUUCAGAUAUCUAAAAUUUGAUUGUUUGAAAAAAAAGUUAUGUUGUUUUAAUUUAUAAACGUUUAAAGUUGGAAAUAUAAUAGUUUAGGGCUCUAAUAAAUCAGAUUUCGUCCUGUUAAAAAAAAAAUCAAAGUUGUCAUCACUCUGUUUGCUCAUUUGUCGCUAUUGUUAAUUAUGUAAUUACAAUAACAAUAACUAUAACUGUGUAUGUAAAGUGUUCUUUAAUAAUCAACUUUUGUACAAAAUAAAUAAUUUAAAAUGAAUUUUUUUGUAUCAAAUAAAAUGGGUAUUUAUUUA